AUGCUCCCAGUUCUCCUUAACACUAUUAUUAACCCUCUUAUACUCUUUAUCUUUAUUAUACUAGCCGUUGCCCUCCUGACACUCCUGGAACGAAAGGUGUUAGGAUAUAUGCAACUUCGAAAAGGCCCAAAUGUAGUAGGCCCUUACGGCCUUCUCCAGCCAUUCGCCGAUGGUGUGAAGCUACUAACAAAAGAGCCAAUCCGCCCCUCCACCGCAUCUCCCCUUUUGUUUCUAUUUACACCCAUCUUAGCCUUCACCCUAGCCCUGACGCUGUGGGCCCCUCUACCACUUCCUUCCCCUUUAGCAGAUCUUAACCUAGGAAUUCUAUUUAUUCUUGCCCUGUCAAGCCUAACUGUUUAUUCCAUUUUAGGCUCAGGGUGAGCAUCAAAUUCAAAAUAUGCCCUAAUUGGAGCCUUACGCGCCGUAGCCCAAACCAUCUCCUACGAAGUAAGCCUGGGCCUAAUCUUACUCAGCACAGUUCUUUUGGCCGGGGGUUUCACCCUACAAACAUUUAACACCGCACAAGAGCAAGUAUGACUAAUUUUCCCUGCACUACCCUUAGCCACCAUGUGAUACGUCUCUACCCUGGCCGAGACAAACCGGGCCCCCUUUGAUUUAACUGAGGGAGAGUCCGAACUAGUCUCAGGCUUCAACGUAGAAUAUGCAGGAGGCCCAUUUGCUCUCUUUUUCUUAGCCGAGUACGCCAACAUUAUCUUGAUAAACACCCUCUCUGCCUCUAUUUUUCUAGGAACCCCUUUUAAUCAUUCACUUCCAGAAUUAACCUCUCUAGCCAUUAUAGUAAAAACUGCACUCCUUGUAGCAAUUUUCCUCUGGGUCCGAGCCUCUUACCCACGAUUCCGGUACGACCAGCUCAUACAUCUAACCUGAAAAAACUUCCUACCUACCACCCUCGCCCUUGUAAUCUGACAUCUCUCCUUACCUCUAGCUUUCUCAAGCUUUCCCCCUCAAAUUUAA
Messenger RNA from Gambusia affinis (western mosquitofish), 975 nucleotides. The record is from the annotation of a RefSeq genome assembly. Lineage: Eukaryota; Metazoa; Chordata; Actinopteri; Cyprinodontiformes; Poeciliidae.